CGCGCCUUUCGAAACGCUACUUUCUUGCCCGCCCUCGCAACAAGCUUGGAAACCCGCCACCAAUGGCCGCCCUCGCGCCCACCAAGCCCGCCAUCUCCGGCCACUCCCAGCUCCUCCCCCUCCGAACCCCAUCCAUCUCCCUCGUCUUCUCCCCUGUUCGCUCCCGCUUGAGAUCCAUCACCGUCUCUGCUCGCCUUGCUGAGAUCUCCCCGGUCGAGAAGAGGUCCGGCCUCCCGGAUCUCGAGAUCACCUCAAAGAAGGCCAAACCCACGGUUCUCGUCUCCGAGAAGCUCGGCGAAGGCGGGUUGGAGCUUCUUCGUCAGUUCAGUAACGUGGACUGCGCUUAUAAUCUCUCGCCGGAGGAGCUCUGCGCGAAGAUCUCGCUCUGCGAUGCGCUGAUCGUGAGGAGCGGAACAAAGGUGACGCGAGAGGUGUUUGAAGCCGCGAAAGGAAGGCUUAAGGUCGUCGGAAGGGCUGGCGUUGGGAUCGACAACGUUGAUCUACAGGCCGCUACGGAGCACGGCUGUCUCGUCGUCAACGCACCCACUGCCAAUACUAUUGCUGCUGCGGAGCAUGGGAUCGCGCUUCUUACCGCCAUGGCUCGCAACGUCGCCCAGGCCGACGCCUCCAUGAAAUCUGGAAAAUGGCAACGCAACAAAUAUGUCGGUGUGUCUCUUGUGGGGAAGACACUGGCAGUCAUGGGAUUUGGAAAAGUUGGCUCAGAAGUUGCCAGGCGUGCAAAAGGACUUGGAAUGCAUGUCAUCGCUCAUGAUCCUUAUGCUCCUGCUGAUAGGGCCCGUGCAAUUGGUGUAGAACUUGUAUCUUUUGAGGAAGCCAUCUCCACAUCAGAUUUUAUUUCUCUUCACAUGCCUCUCACCCCCACUACUUCAAAGAUAUUCGAUGAUGAAACAUUUGGGAAAAUGAAAAAGGGUGUGAGGAUCGUCAAUGUUGCUAGGGGUGGUGUUAUUGAUGAAGAUGCAUUGGUGAGGGCACUUGAUGUCGGAGCCGUUGCUCAGGCAGCCCUUGAUGUUUUCACAGUAGAGCCUCCACCAAGUGACAGCAGGUUGGUGCAGCAUGAGAAUGUAAUUGUCACACCUCACUUGGGAGCUAGCACUAUUGAAGCUCAGGAGGGUGUAGCUAUUGAAAUAGCAGAGGCAGUUGUUGGUGCAUUGAAAGGCGAGUUAGCUGCCACUGCUGUAAAUGCCCCCAUGGUUCCUGCUGAGGUUCUAUUUGAGCUAUCUCCAUAUGUAGUCCUUGCCGAGAAACUUGGCAGGCUGGCUGUCCAACUAGUUGCAGGAGUGAGUGGCAUCAAAGGAAUCAAGAUAGUCUAUGCAUCUGCUCGAGACCCAGAUGAUCUAGACACUAGAAUUCUCCGUGCAAUGAUCGUCAAAGGCAUUGUUCAGCCCAUAUCCAGUCUGUUUGUUAACAUUGUCAAUGCUGACUAUACUGCAAAACAAAGAGGCCUGAGGAUUAGCGAAGAGCGAGUUUUUCAUGAUGGCUCACCUGAGGUUCCCAUAGACUCUAUCCAGGUUCACCUCACAAAUGUAGAGUCCAAGUUUGCUAGUGCCAUUUCUGAUUCUGGUGAUAUCAGAGUAGAAGGCAAGGUUAAGGAUGGUGUGCCUCACCUCACACUUGUCGGCGGUUUUAGUGUCAAUGUGAGUCUGGAAGGUAACCUCAUUCUCUGCAGGCAAGUUGAUCAACCUGGCAUGAUCGGUAGAGUCGGUAACAUUCUCGCUGAGCAAAAUGUAAACAUCAACUUCAUGAGUGUCUGUCGCACUGUUGUGAGACAACAAGCGAUAAUGGCAAUUGGUGUCGAUGAAGAACCAGAAAAGGAGACUCUCAAGAAGAUUGGUGAAGUACCGGCUAUCGAUGAAUUCGUCUUCCUUACUCUAUAGUAUAUCUUUGGCAGUGCAUAAGGUAUAACAAUAAAUCCUCUGCUUUGAACGCAUGGGGUCUUUCCAGGUUUGACAAGCCUUCAAUCUUUGAUGUUUGAUGGUUUGUUUCUGUUGCUGUGUGUACCUUAAUACGAGAAUGUCUCUUGUUGUAUUAUAAAUCACUUAAUGUCCUCCCAGAAUGUUUCUCCAUCUAUCUAUGAAUUUAAUGUUUUGGCAUUAAACAUACAUUGUAGUCUUUGUUUGCAGCCGUUGAUUUCAUAAGCUUCA
This is a messenger RNA of Dioscorea cayenensis subsp. rotundata (Guinea yam), 2162 nucleotides long. Its product is annotated as D-3-phosphoglycerate dehydrogenase 1, chloroplastic-like. The transcript has 5 exons. NCBI's taxonomy places the organism in Eukaryota, Viridiplantae, Streptophyta, Magnoliopsida, Dioscoreales, Dioscoreaceae. Bases 63 to 1895 code for a protein of 610 amino acids. Gene Ontology annotation, biological process: L-serine biosynthetic process. The record is from RefSeq and is a predicted model, not a curated record. Gene Ontology annotation, molecular function: NAD binding; phosphoglycerate dehydrogenase activity.